GUGAGUAUUACGGGAACCUAGAAGUGACAGAAUUCUUCUUGUUGACAACCUGUCAUGUUUGUGUGAUCGCUGGCAAUAAUCACCCUUACACCAAGCCAAAGACAAAGCUGAUUUUGGCAGCUUAAUAUACUCACAACUGACCGAUAACAGUGGACCGACGUGAGAAGAGAAUUAAUUCUGACGCGUUUUUCCCCGCUAGUAUCACCAAGCACUAUAAACACCUCACAUGGCCACGCUGCUGAGAAACCGGCGGUCAAUGAGCUCCGCCGUAUUUGGCAUACGCCUCGCCCUUUGUCAAGGACAUUGUCGCGCAUGCGCAGUGCAAUCUCCUGCCUAAUCGAUAUUGCCGUGAUAUUGGAUGUGCCAAGUUGUGGCAUGGCCUCCGUAUCGGGAGCGCUCGCUACAGUAUAGGGAAGCGUGCCAUUGACGGUCAGUGCAAGGCGAAUAAUAACCCUAGCCAUAGCUAUGGAACUGACCGCUAUACGGUCAGCCGAACUUCCUCCACGCGUAUAACUGGGUUGUACCGCAAGGAAACACUGCGACCAUAAUGCCGAUGUGACCUCGUUCUGCAGUGCCAGAAGAUCCCGCUAGAGAUCGCCGCAUGAUGUCUGGAGAGCGGAAAGCGGUAUCGCCGAUACCCGAGGAGUACACGGAAAUUGCCGAAGAGAGGCACGAACUUCCGGCAAAGCGUCACAGCCGUGGUCGGAUCCAUGAGUCGGACCGUCCACCUCAGAAGAGAAAGCGGAGCUGCCCGGAUUAUUUCGGGGUGAAGUCGUACCUCCACAACUUCUACGACGCCAGCGCUGUGUACAAAGACCCCAUCAUCUACGAAGACGAUGACGACCUUCGGUAUCUGUUGGCUCCGUAUCCCCGUCGUCGACGAUGUCCCCCGAUAUGGUGGAAGAUCUUCAUGUGGGUUGGAGUCAACCUACUCCUGUUUGGCGUCAUCGGGAUCCUCGUGGGUUAUCUGGUUCCCCCCAAACACCCCCUCGAACGCGUGGACGAAAUCCACGACAUUGCCUUCGUAGACCGAAGUGCAGAAGCUUACAAUACUACACUGGAUAUGUGCAAACUCAUUGGCCUUAUCUUGUUCUGUGUAGGGGGGAUAACUCUCGCCAUGUCACUCCUUUUCCCAAGCUUCCUGUCCCACUACUGCGAUGAUGACGGUCGGGACGAGGCGAUCAAGGUGCCCCUGAGGGAUGGGGAAAAGACGCCCCUUAGUCCAAUCGAAAUGACCAUCCCCUCGUCAUCAAAGGUCAGAAGCGUUCAGCCUGCUCGGAGAAGUCCGGAAUCCGUCAUGACACAAGGGGGAACCAAGUCGGUAAAGGACUGAACAGAAGGGAGAUCACUCCUGGCUGCGACUUGAUAACGACCUGGAUUAUCUCCCUUGACUUCGAUGACUACGACAAAAUGUUGUGCUAAUAUCAUUGUUUGGUUGGGAAAGUGUUUGGGAUGUCAGGAACUGAUAUCCUUGAAGAAUUCGAGAGGGUGUAAUUCUAAAUAUCUAUGAAGAAGGCGAAUACUUCACAGCAUGUGUCACGUACCUCAGAGUCAGAUAUGGUACUAGAGUACUAGUAACCUCAGAUGAAGAGUAUUCAGCUCGAUUGUGUGUUAUAGUCACAGAGGGUGCAUGCGUUAUUGUGAUGAAAAGGUGUUCACUGCACGUGGAGAGAAAUAGCGAGACUGAUGCGAGAGUAACGGCGAUAUAAGAUUGAGGCUCCACGCGAUGUCCCUCAACGCCUGACCGGAUUAAAACUAUACAGAAUAUGUCAUUGUAAAUGUCAGUUUGUUUUAAUCAGUAAAUAUUUUGUUUCAUACAACUCAGUAUCACCCGGAUAUAAUAUGCUAGUAGUUAUCACGUGUGUAUUUCGUGAAAUCAACAUCAUUGUCCUAAAACAUGUUUGCCAUCAAGGUCAGUCACCAAGGUCAAACAUCAGAAAGAAAUCUGGCAUCGAUAUUCAUGAUCAUGCAAAUACUCUCUUUUGAAACGACUUGCUCCUUAAGGUUUUCAAAGAAACUGGCUAAUGGCGUUCUUCGAUCGUAACCUACUAGUAUAAAUAAAUAAAACAGUAUUGAAAUAUGAAAUUGACAUUCCGAUUCGGCCCAUCAUCAUUGUCACUGACCAAUAGUUACAUAAUCACAUCGCCCACACUUAUCAGAAACUCUCGUUAUCGAUUCCUCUCUCGGCUUGCGUAGAACUACCAGGACAAUUUGCUAAGUGGGAAAACAAGCCUUGCCGUCAGGUGUUUAUAUCAAGACUACACUACCCGAUAGUUUCUAGUGAACAGAUCUGGUCGUUAUAUUGUAAAAAGUCUCCCAAAGUGCUUAACCCUUUUGGUGCUAAUCCAGAUGAUCCAUUUCGGAUUAACUUCAAAACUGAAUUUAGAACUUAUUAAUCUGGUCAAGAAAAGGGUUAUAAGAUUUUUAUUUAUUUUUGUAGAUGUUGCCAAAAUUAUUUGAGUUCGAUAUCCGAUUGUAUCACGCUACAUUUCAAUGAACCAGGGAAUAGAAAAAUCUUUCCCAAAAAAAUCUUGUAUUUUUUCUUACUAAUCAUAAUGAAAGUUGUCAAGAACUAUAUGUUUUUCAUGUUUAUGUGUUUUCAUUUCGACCUAUGUUUUGGGGUAAAACCCCGUUAACUGUGAAAUAUCAAAAUGAUUGACAAUCUCAAUUCGGAUACUUGAUAAACGACGUUAAGAGAAUUACCUAACUCCAUCGACUGAUUUUCAAUAUUUCCUGGUUUAUUCGUAUAAUAUAUGAAGUACGAUUGUGCCGAACUGUAACACAUAACGAACAAAAUAUGCACACCUCGUGCAAUGGCUAUCAAACAAACGUAUAUCACGAACAUAAAUGUAUUGUUUGGUACAGAUCGACACAUCCGGACUUUCUUCAUGUAUCAUUUUGAACCUGAAACUCAUCCCCAUGUAGACACUGCUGAGGUCUGUCAGAAUGUUAACUAUAUUUUGAAGUCUGUUCCCAGUGCUCCGUACAGUAACGUGCGUUGUGUGUAUGUGCGUGUGCGUAAAUCCAGUCCAGAUAUGCUGGAAACACGGGAAUACGAUUCUGUUAAAAAAACUAAGGUAAGGUUUCUGUCGAGUUUUCUGACAUAAUUGGCUGUUAUCAACCGCAUGUCAAUAACACAGCGCCUCGACAUAUGUCAAUGCACGAGGAAUGGGAUUGCUAGCUUGAAACAUCAAUAAUAGCAAUGG
Messenger RNA from Haliotis rufescens (red abalone), 3206 nucleotides. Its product is annotated as neurensin-1-like. Bases 602 to 1333 code for a protein of 243 amino acids. The transcript has 2 exons. The record is from RefSeq and is a predicted model, not a curated record. NCBI's taxonomy places the organism in Eukaryota, Metazoa, Mollusca, Gastropoda, Lepetellida, Haliotidae. Gene Ontology annotation, cellular component: neuron projection; neuronal cell body; transport vesicle. Gene Ontology annotation, biological process: nervous system development.